AUGGUCUACGCAGCAGAUCGUGAAACACCAAGAGCCCGGGCGGACUAUGCUGUGGGCUACGACGUGGUUGCAUUAUGUGUUAUUAUUAGGGUUGUCCUGUGUUUGACUGAUGGAAAACGGAAACAGGGCAAGGCCGUUUCUGAUGUUCCUCGCAUCUACUAUGCAACUCGGUUUGUGUUUUGGACGGCGCUUUCAUCCAUUGUUAUCGCCGCAUAUCAAAACUAG
Histoplasma mississippiense is the source of this 225-nucleotide messenger RNA. RefSeq lists its product with no specific name. The transcript is spliced from 2 exons. Lineage: Eukaryota; Fungi; Ascomycota; Eurotiomycetes; Onygenales; Ajellomycetaceae. The record is from RefSeq and is a predicted model, not a curated record. The coding region runs from base 1 to 225 and encodes 74 amino acids.